This is a messenger RNA of Castor canadensis (American beaver), 566 nucleotides long. Lineage: Eukaryota; Metazoa; Chordata; Mammalia; Rodentia; Castoridae. The record is from RefSeq and is a predicted model, not a curated record.
CCAUUUGAAUUAAUUAAUGCUCAAAAUGACUGACUCUGCGGUUUGUCCAAAAUAGGCAAAAAGGGCAGCUAACUGUAGAAAGAGCUAAACAAGUGGAAGAAUUCCUACAGCGAAAACGGGAAGCCAUGCAGAAUAAAGCACGAGCUGAAGGCCAUAUGGGAAUCCUGCAAAACCUGGCAUCUAUGUAUGGAGGCAGGUCCAGCUCUUCAAGAGGAGGGAAGCCAAGAAACAAAGAGGAAGAGGUUUAUCUGGCAAGACUGAGACAAAUACGACUACAGAAUUUCAAUGAACGCCAACAGAUUAAAGCCAAAAUUCGUGGUGAACAGAAAGAAGCUGAUAAUGCCAAAGUACAAGAAGGAAGUGAAGAAGCUGACUUGAGGCGGAAAAAAAUUGAAUCUCUUAAGGCUCAAACAAAUGCACGGGCUGCUGUAUUAAAAGAACAACUAGAACGAAAGAGAAAGGAAGCAUAUGAGAGAGAAAAGAAAAUGUGGGAAGAACAUCCCACAGCAUUUCUACAGAGGAAUCCACUUAUUAAUGUCAUGGAGAUUGCCAUGUAUGUCAUAUAA